AUGAUGCGUCCUGUACUCACAGCCAGACAAGCAGGGGAGCUGCACAAGUCUUUGAUUGCAUACUUAUCAUCUAUAAACAUCGAAAGCACGAAAAUUCUCCAAGAAGAGCUAUCAGUGGGUGAGAACUUCGACGACGUGACUCGAGCGAAAUACGAAGGCAUCCUAGAGCGAAAAUGGACAUCUGUAAUGCGUCUUCAAAAACGAAUAUUCGAACUGGAAUCCAAGGUCACAGACCUAGAAACAAAACUGCAAUCCGUGGCAACCAUCCACUCACACGAAGACGCCGCCAAUUGGCUCCCAGAAGGCGAAGCCAAGCAAAAAUUGCAAUCUCAUCAAAAGCAAGUCACUUGCGUAGCCUUCCACCCAAACCAUUCCUCUCUGGCCUCGGGUUCUGAGGACUGCACUGUCAAAAUCUGGGACUGGGAGCACGGUCAACUAGAACGAUCCCUUAAGGGACACAGAUUACCCGUUCUGGGUGUUGACUAUGGUGGUCCCCACGAGCAUACGCGCUUAGCGUCCUGCUCAAGUGAUCUAACUAUCAAGAUCUGGGAUCCUAGUAAUAGCUACGUCAAUGUGCGGACGCUGUGUGGACAUGAUCACACUGUUUCCGCAGUGCGCUUCUUACCCAGUGGGAAGCUAGUAUCCGCUGGACGGGACGGGUCGAUUCGAAUCUGGGAUGUUGUGAGCGGGUAUUGUCUUCGGACUAUUGAUUCGCAGGGGGAUUGGAUUCGAGAUAUUUCGGUUUCGUUGGAUGGUGGGUAUGUCGUGUCUGCUGGUAAUGAUCGAAUGGCUCAGAUUUGGGAUAUAUCGUCUGGGGAGGUCACGGCGAGACUUAUUGGGCAUUCGGGUCCGAUUGAGUGUUGUGCUGUUGCGCCGCAAUCGAGUCAUGGUCAUAUGGCCAAGUUGGGAUCGAUGAAGUUAUCUGGACGAGAGAUUUUUGUGGCGACUGGGUCGAGAGACAAUCAUAUCAAGUUAUGGAAUGAGAGGGGCGGGUUGAUCAAGACGCUUGAAGGUCAUGAUACUUGGGUUCGGGGGUUGGCUUUUCAUCCUCAAGGCAAAUUUCUGAUAAGCGUUGGUGAUGAUCGGACAAUACGGUGUUGGGAUUUGUCGAACGAGGCUCGCUUGGUGAGGACAAUCGUCGGGUCGUCCAGGUUUUUAACUUCUAUACGUUGGGGACCGAGUAUACGGUCCACUCAGGGAACUUCACAUGUGGUCGCUGUCGGGAGUAUAGACGCUAGCAUCCGAGUUUGGAUGUAG
Messenger RNA from Penicillium brevicompactum, 1257 nucleotides. RefSeq names its product WD40 repeat domain-containing protein. Gene Ontology annotation, molecular function: protein binding. NCBI's taxonomy places the organism in Eukaryota, Fungi, Ascomycota, Eurotiomycetes, Eurotiales, Aspergillaceae. The transcript is spliced from 3 exons. The record is from RefSeq and is a predicted model, not a curated record. Bases 1 to 1257 code for a protein of 418 amino acids.